Molecule: messenger RNA, 4182 nt
Organism: Solea senegalensis (Senegalese sole)
Lineage: Eukaryota; Metazoa; Chordata; Actinopteri; Pleuronectiformes; Soleidae
Gene: pof1b
Product: POF1B actin binding protein
Exons: 13
Coding region: 228-1829 (533 amino acids)
Biological process (GO): actin filament organization; bicellular tight junction assembly; epithelial cell morphogenesis
Cellular component (GO): adherens junction; actin filament; bicellular tight junction
Molecular function (GO): actin filament binding
Source: RefSeq, a predicted model, not a curated record
GUUUACUGCAGAUCCUGGGACUCCUCUAACCGGACUUUCUUCUCCAGUUUACCCAGCAGAGGAGGAAGUUGAAGCGGGGCGGCUGAGCCUCUGUGCUGCGUCACCGCCGACUCUCAAACUUCGACAAAACCUCCAUAUUUCUUUUUCUCGCCUUCUUCUUUUUGUAUUUUUUCUCUUUCUCUCGGUCCCGGGUUCAGUGUAGAGGAGUCUGAACUGACCCGCUCAACAUGUCUCUCCGGACACACAAGACGACCACCACCUCCUACCGGACGGUGAGCGCGGCCGCCCCGGAGCAGGUGACCGGCUCGGUCAUCUCCACCAGGUCGGUGUCGCCGCUGCCUGUCGCUCAGAACGGCGCCUACGAGACGGUUCGGUACCUUGUCCCGAUGCAGCAGCCGGUGCAGCAGCAGUCCUACAUGCUCAUGCCUCAGCCAAUGAUGCAGCCGAUGAUGCAGUGUGUUUCCCCGGUUUACCUGCAGUCUGUGUCCGGAAUGAGCGUCAGCAGCCAGUCCGACUCUGACCUGCUCUACCUGCAGCAGCAGCAGCAGCAUUCGACCAUGGAGAGCUCCAGCAGGAAGUCUUCGUCUGUGUUCAGCCAGUUGUCCAGUCCUAUCAAGAGUCCUGAGCUAGAGGAGGAGGAAGAGGAAGAGGAAGAGGAAGAAGAUGAUGCAGUGGAGGUGGAAGAGGUGGAGAUCGUCAACGUCAUUCAGCACAAGCAGUCGAUCGAGAGGACCACGAGGACGGAGGUGCAGUCCGAGCUGAAGGAGACGCCACAACCGGCCAAGAUGGACACGCGCUACUUUGGCGAGCUGCUGGCCGACGUCUACAGGAAGAACUGCGACAUCCACUCCUGCAUCGCCGAGCACGUGACCAAGAUCCGCGGACCGAAACACCAGCUGGAUCAGAGCAGUGAAUUCAAGAUGGAAAAAGACGAGGUGGAGGCUUUGAUUCCUAAAGGAACCACGGAACUGACCAAACAACAGAUUCGAUACCUGCUGCAGACUCGUCUCAUCGCAGACAGGAGCAUGCGUCUGCUUCUCUCCACCUUCAGCAGCCUGAGGGAGGAGCUGCUGCACAUGUCUGAGGACCUGCGGCGUCUGGAGAGUGAGAAGGAGUCUUUGGAGAGAGAUCUGGCUUUCAAGGCCGACCAGGCCCUGCAGUACGACAGCCUCCUGGAGGCCGUGCGAGAGAACAACAGGCAGCUCCAGGUGUCCCUGAAGGAAACCAGCUCCACGCAGCGCACUCUCGAGAGCAAACUGAUGAGCAGCCGCAACACGGACUCCAACCGCGAGUUCAAGAUCAAAGAGCAGGAGGGAAGAAUGCGAGCGCUGGAGAAGGAGAACGAGAUGCUCCGACAGAAGCUGGCAGGACAAGGCAACAGCACCACGCUGCACCUGAAGACGGAGGAGCUGUCGCGUCAGUACAACGAUCAGCUCAAGUCCAUCCGAGAAGAAAAAGACCAGGAGAUACAGAGGCUGAGGACGCAGAUCACGCGAAUCCAGACGGAGGUGAGGACGGAGAGGACGUCGUCCUCCUCCUCGUCAGAGAGGAGUCUCCAGCUGAAGAUCUCAGAGCUGCUCGCUAUGUUGGAGCAGCGGCAGACGACCAUCACCCGGCAGGAGGAGGAGAUCAAGAAGCUGAUGCAGGAGAGAAACGACAGCAGCAGCAGCUCCUCCAACGUCACCAAGACCAUCAUCACCAAGAGGUACAGGAACCAGUACCCGAUCCUGGGUCUGCUCAGUGACGACUACCAGUACCAGGUCAACUCCCCCGUGAAAGAGGACAAGACCAUCGUCAUCGAGAGAAGCGGACAGAUAAGCAAAAUAUAGGGAUGAUUGGACGACGAGAAGACACGGAUGUCGCCUCCCCUCUUACAUUCCCACAAUCCCGUGCAUGUUUGAUGCCCAUCCCCUUCCUCAUCCUCAAGGCUUCCAGGGACGGUGGUGGUUUGCUUCAGAUUUUUUGCUUUGACCGAAUUGGCCUUGUUUAAGGGUGACUGUUUAUUUUUGCUGUUGUUUGGGCUUUUUUAUAGAUAGAAAAGGGGGAAAAUAUAAAUAAAAUAAUAAUUAUUAUAACACUAAUAAUAAUAAUAAUUCUUAUUAUAAGACCAAAUCUUUUCACACAGUGACACAGUUGUGUGAUGGAUUAAGGUGACGUGACGUAGCCGAUACGACAACUGACAACUUUUUAUCGCCUUCGCUUUUUUUUUUAUUAUAAACUAAAAGUUUUAAGUGUCCAAGAAACUUGAGAAAGUCCAAUUUUAAUUUAUUACCAGUGGUUCCCAAAGACUGGGUCGGGAACCACAGAUGGGGACAUGGGAGAUUUUUUGGUGGUCCCUGAAUAAAUUUGUAAAGAUUUGUUUGGAUAAGUUUUAAAGUUGACUAAACAUCUCUUGGGAAUGAUUUGAGGUGUUGACGAGUCGCCGCGUCAUAUCUGACUGACGUUGUGAUUUGAGAGAAAGUUUUGGGAAACACUUCGCUUCACACUUACACUGAAAAACACAGCAAAUAGGGUUUAAUGGCGUCACUCAUCGAACACUGGAAUAUUCCAAACUGGAGCAGCUCAUGAGAUGCAUUCAAUGGCUCUGGUAAAUGUCUGCGAGAUAGGCAGCAGCAAGUAAACUCUGAAACGUGGUCACUUCUGCAAACUAAAGGCGUGCUGCUGCUGUCUCCUUGUGACAAUAGGAGUAGAAAGAUGCGUUUUUAUAUUUGCAAUUUAAUAUAUAUAUAUAUAUGUUAAGAAAAGGCACAGAAACUAAUGGACUUUUUUUAUAAUUGAGCGAAUAAUCAAAUCCUCAUGCUCAUCCCCUGAAAUGAUCUCCUCCUUUAGCCCGGGGGAACGAGGGAGUGCUCCCUUCGCAUGUAAAUAUUUACAUACAGUACGUAUAAUUAUAUAUUUUAGUGGCGAAAAUAAUUUUUUAUUUUGUUUGGGUAUUUUUUUUUUUUGCUGCGUAACUCUUUUUGUUUUUUGUUUUUUUGUUAAACGUGUCAGUCUGACAUCGGAGGUGCAGAAGAACGUGGCGUUCACACGUCGCUCUGACGUUGUUUGUGUACGACAGCCGUGAUCUGGUGUGUCUCGCGUCCAUGAGGUGGGACUUCCAGGUGGGGGCGGGGAUUAGAGGCGAGUGUUUGGAGCUAUGGACCUGGAUUAAUGUUGGAUUAUUAAUGGUGGAAGUUAAGGCACAAUAUUCCUUCAGCUGUAUCGUGAGUCUUGUUUUAGAUUUAACCCGAUUGUCAUUGUUCAGGCUUCAUCGCCACAGGGCGCGAGUUUGAAACUGCCGAUUCGUAACGUAACUGCAGGUCGGAGGUGAAUAGAUUUUACUUUCCACUGAGGCUACACACUUUGUCUAGAGCCUAGAAAAACCUUUGACUUUGUUGAGCAGUGCAGACUUAAAAUAGAAGGUGGACAACAUGAAGCCAAUCCAUCUUGAUUGCCCCCUGGUGGCUGGUUGUAGUGUAUGCCAUUAAACUAGCAUCCUACGUGUUAGUGGACGGUAUAUCCGCCAAUCAAAAGUCAAAUCAGUGCAUAGAUAUCGCUGUUUUCUGCAAUUUUUAAUUGUUCUGGAAAGUUAUUUUGUUAUUUCAUGCUGGUACAACGCAAGUAAACCUCAUAUUUUCUCGAAGCAGGACCUAAACAUCAAGACGGAGGCAUAUGUUCACUAAGAUUUGAUACAAUGGACAAAAUAUCCGGGAUUAGAUACAAGAUUAACUGUGUCUUUCCUGACUUUACUGCUGUGUGAUGAUGUAGCAUUUACCGUUUUCUUAUUCAAUUUAAAUGGAAAUGACAGAAAUGUUGGCAGCUGUGGUGUUUAUGUGGUGUUUAUCGUUCCUCCCUAAUCCGCUAAUCUGCAGCAGUGACAGAACAGAGCCACCCUGUGGACACAAGUCGUGUUUCUGUUGGAAGAAUGUCAAAAAAUAUUGUGAAUGUUAACACUCAAGUGCCUCAUAGUGUUCGUCAUGUUAAUGUAAGGCCAUAACAAAAUCAAUUCUGUUGCAUGAAAAAUGCCACCAGAAGCUAAAGUUAACAAAACGAAUUUGUGCGCUAAUCUGCUGAAAUGUCAACGUUUAUUUUCGUAUGCAGAUUUUUCUUUCACGUUCUAGUCCGACAGAAUUCGACUGAUUCGGCCUGAGAAAUGUUUGAGCUGUGACAUCGUCAUUAAAACCAGUGAAGUGUCUUUGUAAA